This is a messenger RNA of Ipomoea nil (Japanese morning glory), 888 nucleotides long. Its product is annotated as protein FAR1-RELATED SEQUENCE 5-like. Gene Ontology annotation, cellular component: mitochondrion. Gene Ontology annotation, biological process: L-valine catabolic process; thymine catabolic process. The transcript has a single exon. Gene Ontology annotation, molecular function: DNA-binding transcription factor activity, RNA polymerase II-specific; malonate-semialdehyde dehydrogenase (acetylating, [NAD(P)+]) activity; methylmalonate-semialdehyde dehydrogenase (acylating, NAD+) activity. The record is from RefSeq and is a predicted model, not a curated record. Bases 1 to 888 code for a protein of 295 amino acids. Lineage: Eukaryota; Viridiplantae; Streptophyta; Magnoliopsida; Solanales; Convolvulaceae.
AUGUCUCGCGAAGAUUUAAUUGAAUGGGUUCAAAGUAGAGGUCGGGAUCUCGGAUAUGUUAUUGUGAUUAAAAGAUCCCGGAAUAAAAGUCCUACAGUUAUAUUUCAGUGUGACCGUGGUGGUACUUACGUGCCAAAAAAAAUCUCAUCUAAAAACACGGGUACAAGAAAAAUUGAUUGUCCAUUCCAAUUGGAGGGGAAAUACAUACGUGUUGAUGGUUGCUGGAGGGUUAGGGUAAUAUGUGGAGUACAUAAUCAUGAUCCUGCAUUGCACCUUGAAGGUCACCCGUAUGCAAGGCGAUUAUCAGGAAAUGAAGUCGAAUUGGUGGAAAAUUUGUCAGCGAUGCAUGUGAAACCACGAGAUAUUUUAACGUCGGUGAAGAUGCAAAAUCCGGAUAAUGUUUCCAUCACAAAAACCAUAUACAAUGCACGCCAAAAAUUCCGGAUGAUGGAUAAUGCAGGUAAAACUCAAAUGCAAGUUGUUAUGUCUUUUUUACAUAACAAUGGUUAUGUGCAUGAGAGUCGAACUAAUAAUGCAACAGAUGAGUUAGAAGAUUUAUUCUUCGUUCAUCCUAAAUCUAUGGAGAAGUGGCGUGCAUUUACACAUGUCCUGUUGAUAGAUGCAACCUAUAAGACAAAUAGGUACUCGAUGCCUCUCGUCGAAAUGGUUGGUGUAACUUCGACCAACAUGACAUUUUGCAUAGCGUUCGCCUUGCAUGAAGGCGAAGGCGAAGGCGAACGCUAUGCAAAAUGUCAUGUUGGUCGAAGUUACACCAACCAUUUCGACGAGAGGCAUCGAGUACCUAUUUGUCUUAUAGGUUGCAUCUAUCAACAGGACAUGUGUAAAUGCACGCCACUUCUCCAUAGAUUUAGGAUGAACGAAGAAUAA